UCUUUUGGUAAAAUUACAGGUAUUCUUUUGUUAAGUUUCUUCUUAGUUCCUACCAUCACCUUGCUGAUCUGACUAUAUUCUUUUGUGGGAGAUAAGUGCAAGUAUCUUACUACUGAAAUAUCAAUGUUUUUAUAUCUAAUCAUGAGUUAUGAAUAAUGUAGGGAGAUCCUGGCAUGAAGGGGACCUUUGCAACUCGUGUUGCUGGAUCUGCUGACCUUUACAUGGUGAAUAAGCGCAAGCCUUACCACAGCAUUAAUUUUGUAAUUGCACAUGAUGGGUUCACAUUGUAUGAUCUUGUUUCCUACAAUUUUAAGCACAAUGAUGCCAAUGGAGAAGGUGGAAAGGAUGGAAGCAAUGACAAUUUAAGUUGGAAUUGUGGUUUUGAGGGAGAAACUGAUGAUGCUAACAUCAAAGCCUUGCGCUCCCGACAAAUGAAAAACUUUCAUUUGGCAUUGAUGAUAUCACAGGGAACACCAAUGAUGCUAAUGGGUGAUGAAUAUGGCCAUACCCGGUAUGGGAAUAACAACAGUUAUGGCCAUGAUACAGCGAUUAAUAAUUUUCAGUGGACACAGUUGGAUGCAAGGAGUAGCCAGUUCAGAUUUUUCUCAGAGGUGAUAAAGUUUCGGCAAACAAAUAAAGUGUUUAGACAUGAAAAUUUUCUGAACAAAAGUGAUGUCACGUGGCAUGAGCAUAACUGGGACAAUUUUGACAGCAGAUUUCUUGCGUUUACGUAAGAGCUCACAAUCUUACAAGUUAACUACAUGUGGAAUGUGGAUUCCAUGCAACAAAAUCAAUUUGCUUUAGUAGUUUACUGACAUCACUCUAUGUCGUCUUGAUUUUUAUAUUUGGAGUUGGCAUUUCUAAAAGGGUUAUUAAAUGGGAAAGGCUAAUAUGAUUGUAUGUUAGUCAUUCGGAUCAUCACCACUUUGGGGGCAUGCUUGGAAGAUCCGGUUUUAUUGACAUAAAACCCUGUUUAAUUAUGCUGGUUUUCCAUAUUCACGUUCCCUUUGUAAGUGUGACACUAUUUCUCUGCACUCCCCUGCAUUUCCACUAAAUUAUUUGUUUCACAGGCUUCAUGACAGCAAAGGAGCUGAUGUCUAUCUGGCAUUCAAUGCUCAUGACUUCAUUGUUAAAGCUCAAAUGCCUUCACCACCACCAAACAGGCGUUGGUUUCGUGUGGUGGACACCAAUCUUGCAUCUCCUGAUGACUUUGUCCCCGGAGGAGUCCCUGGCAUCAGCAGCACCUACAAUAUUGCCCCAUACUCUUCAAUUCUUCUUGAAGCUAAAUAAUGAACUGUCCUGUUUCUAAGGAAACGAAUUGCUGAGCUUGAAGGAAGAUUGUUGAUUAUUUCCCACGGGACAAAGGUGAAACUGAACAAAUUUAAAUUAGGUACACGAGGAGAAAGGAAUGCGUUGAGCGCAUUAACUUUAUACUGUGUAUGGUAUCCUUUCAUUCUUGAUUUCUGCUUUCGUUUUUAAAAAAUGAAGCCAGAUUCCUUAAGAAAAAAAAAAAAAGAAGGGAAAAUUUGGUUUUAAAAUGGUGAUCUUAAAUAACCCAUGAGAAUUUGAAUCAAAGUGGUUUUUAGAAAAUACCAUGUUUAUUCUUUGUUCUAUCAUUGAAUUAAGAUGUUACUAAUAUUUCACCAUGGAGCGUUGAUCUUGAAAGAGGCUUAUGUAUAUUUCGAAUGUUUCACAUUCAAACCUCCAGAUCCCCAAAUGUCAAAAAAAUGUGAUGAAUGGACCAUCAAAGAGUUGUUUUCAGUUUGGUUAAUAUAUACAUGAGCUGUCU
Molecule: messenger RNA, 1789 nt
Organism: Rubroshorea leprosula
Lineage: Eukaryota; Viridiplantae; Streptophyta; Magnoliopsida; Malvales; Dipterocarpaceae
Source: the annotation of a GenBank genome assembly